Messenger RNA from Mycotypha africana, 180 nucleotides. RefSeq lists its product as uncharacterized. The annotation marks the transcript as partial. NCBI's taxonomy places the organism in Eukaryota, Fungi, Mucoromycota, Mucoromycetes, Mucorales, Mycotyphaceae. The transcript has a single exon. Gene Ontology annotation, biological process: rRNA processing; negative regulation of transcription by RNA polymerase II. The record is from RefSeq and is a predicted model, not a curated record. Gene Ontology annotation, cellular component: nucleolus. Gene Ontology annotation, molecular function: DNA binding.
AGUUUUCAAUGUGAUGCCUGUGGCGACGUGGUGAAGAAGCCAAAGUUGAAUCAACACCGUAAUCGCUGUCAUGCCACUUUCACCUGUAUUGACUGUUCAACAACCUUUGAAGGCACUUCUUAUCAAUCUCAUACAUCCUGUAUGACUGAGGCAGAAAAAUUUCAGAAGCACAUUUAUCAA